UAUCACGUCUACAAAUGCAGAUAACUUCACACUAGUGGUUUACAGCUGGCUGACUUGACAAUCCAAAUCAAAACAUAUAUACAAAGAACAAACCGAAUUUGAUAUUAAAGGAUGAAUUUAUAGGCUAAAAGUUUUUAUAGAUAUUUUAAGGAAAAAUAUGUCUAAACAACCACAUUAUGGUCUGUUAUACAGUGAAUAUGAAUAUUCAUCGUACUUACGGAUACCGUUUGAAAAAUUUAGUUUCAUUGUAGUAUCUUUCCCAUUAUUAGCACUUAUAUUUUGUAUAUUUUAUUCCGUCAUUUUUAAUUUUGAGAGUGCAACAUAUACACAUUGCGAGGUGUAUAAUCUCCUUCCUUCAAUAUCUGCAGCAAUAGGAAGUUUUUCCCCUCAACGUGAAAUAUGGCAAGGAGCAGUCACUUUGCAAGCCAUUCCUAGAUUCUUUAUUGCAUUCCAAUAUUUACAUCUUCAUUUCAGCGUGCUACAUUCACAGUAUUUUUGGAUAGCGAGAAUAGCAUUUUUUUUAAAUAUAUUUGAAAAUGUGGCUCUUGUUGUACUAUCUUUCUUUGUUUCUUCACAGAAUUAUGUCGUGCAUAAAAAUGCCUUCAUCAUGUUUAUUAUUGGUUCUGAGGUAUAUAUGGCACUAACCUGCCUUUUACAAAGUUGUUUCAAAAAACAGUAUCCGCUCAGUUUAAAAUGGAAAAAGAGGUGUUUAAUAACCAAUUCAAUAUGUCUCAUCGCAGCAGUGUAUUUUUUCAUGAGGCAUAACUCAUUUUGUGAACCUUAUGUUUACACGCUAUUUGCGUUAAGUGAAUAUGUAGUGGUACUUUCCAAUAUGGCAUUCCAUUUGACAGCAUACUAUGACUUCGGAAAUAAAGAUAUUGUUAUCUACAAACACGGCCUUGCUCUUACAGAAAGAUAAUAUUUAGUGAUUUAGCUAGUUAUUUAAUUUAUAUUAAUUUAUUAUUUCAUUGUUUUUGAUGGUUACAGUAUUAAUUUAGUAUUUAUAUAUACUCAAAAUUGCUACAGUAAAUAUAAGAUCUGUUAACAGAAUUAACAGAAAUGAAAAAUAAUUGAUAUUUUGUUUUUAAAUUUAAAUACAUUAUAUUAUUAUAAUUCCACUUCCGAAAUAAUAAAAUAUUUACAUUUAUAAUAAUUUAAAAGACAAUUCUUUAUAAAUGGAUUAGUAAUUAAGGAUUGAAACGAAGUGAAGAAAUUGUUUCAGUCCAAACGUUUCAAUAACAUUGAUAUAAUAAUAAUUUAGAUAUGUAAAGUGGUCCGUUAAUUUCUAGUGGUGAUAAUACAUAAAAAAUAAGGGGGUUGCUUUGUUUACGUUUUUUUUUUAAAACUAAAUACAGGGUGUUUCUAUAUUCGACCGACAACGCUCUACAACAAAGAUAUCUCAAUCUGAGAUAUAGGGUGUUCAAAAUUUUAAAUCAAAAUAAAAAAUUUGCCAUAAAUCAAGUACUUAUUUAAAUUUGGUUACCAAUAUGCUCUUUAAUAAAGUAAUAUUUUGACAUAAACAAACUUUGGAAAAAUUAAAAUUAUGAAUAAUUUUUAUUUGUUUUAAACUACUUAAUCAUUAUUCGAAAUUAAUUAAUUUGUAAAUUAAUUACGUGUUUGCAGACUUUUGCUUAGAGGCAAAUUUCUACAACACCGUUCAUUUUAGCUUCAUAAAAGGUUAUUAGUUUUUUAACUAAAAAUAAUUAGGCAAUUUAAGACAAAAUUAAAAAAAUAAUUUGCUCCAGUGGUGUAAAAAAUAGGGUAAAAUAGGUAAAAUGUGACAACGAACCCUGACAGCGCGCCACUGGGUAAAUUUUUCCAAAGUUUGUUCGUGUCAAAAUAUUACUUUAUUAAGGAGCAUAUUGGUCACCAAAUUUAAAAAAAAAAUUUGAAAGCGUUCUUGAUUUAUGGCAAAUUUUGAUUUAAAAUUUUGAACGCUCUAUAUCUCAGCAACUAGGCCCCGUAAGGGUUCGUAUUCCUGUAUCAAAAUGAAUUAUUUAUUGAGAUCUCUCAGUGGUAGAGCGUUGUCGGUCGAAUAUAGAAACACCCUGUAUAAAUACAACCUCUUGGAGAACCAUGUUCAAAUAUUUUAAUUGCAGAUUUAGUUAUUUAAAGUUAUUUAGAUGUGUUGUUAUCUUAUAUUUUAUUAUAAGACUAUUUCAAGAAAUUGUUUCAAAAAUAGUGUAACUAGACCUAUGCAAAAAGGUGUUUAGAUGCAAUUUCAUGUUGACGCUCGACUCUUAGAGCAUAAAACGAGAUCACGUGGUACAAUUUUGACUGAUACGUCAACUUAAAUUAAUGCAAAGUCAAAACUAAACAUCAAUUAGGUUUUUAAAUCGGGUAUUAAAGCAACAGCUUUUUGGCUUGACGUUGUUAUAUUUGACGCUGCAUUAAUUUAAGGUGGAGCUCCAGUCCAAAUUAUAACACAUGAUUUUAUUUGACACUCUAAGCCAGCUUUUAAUAAAUUGAAGGUAUACAUGUGUUUUAUUGUUAUAGUAUUUUAUUAUACCUAUUGGGGCGAGACAAAAAAAAUUUAGUUACUACGUAAAUAUCGUUCAAGAUGAUGAAAAAAAAAUCUGGUACAGUUUCAGCUCUUAGUAUCAAUAUUUAGAGGUGCCGUAUCCUAUUUUUUGAUUUCACAUUUAAAUACAAGGGAAUUAUUUUUUUUUUUCGAAUUUUAAUGUAUUUCCACGGAUUUUUGUAUAGUAAAAAGAAAUAGUAGGAAAUUAAACAGCCUAAAAAAAUAAUUUUUUCUCUCUCCAGGAUGAAAAGCUCGCAUUUCG
This is a messenger RNA of Diorhabda carinulata, 2783 nucleotides long. Its product is annotated as post-GPI attachment to proteins factor 2-like. The transcript is spliced from 3 exons. The record is from RefSeq and is a predicted model, not a curated record. Gene Ontology annotation, cellular component: endoplasmic reticulum membrane; Golgi membrane. Gene Ontology annotation, biological process: GPI anchor biosynthetic process. The coding region runs from base 158 to 919 and encodes 253 amino acids. NCBI's taxonomy places the organism in Eukaryota, Metazoa, Arthropoda, Insecta, Coleoptera, Chrysomelidae.